AUGACUACUGAAACGGAGGCAUUCGUGAGCACUAUGCCAAAUUCAGACUCUUCCCCUCCUUCUGUUCACUGGAUUGAUGAUUGUCCUACAUCAAAACUCAAGUGGUGGUUUCCACUUGCUCUUUCAUCAUCGAUCUACUUUGUGAAUAUUGUUUACCUGUUAGUUAAGCAUCUACUCAAACGAUUCCGUCCUGAACCGACCCCUCAAUCAAUGGCUUAUCCGAACAUCUUUCGUGGAAUUGACCAAAAUGAUUGUGAUGUAGAUAUUGAUCCGGAUUUUGACUUUAGUGAAGAUGAUCCCUUCCACCGACAACGAAAUCAAUGGCUUGAGGAAAUGCAAUUUGGUGAUACAGACGACUGGACGCUUCCUAGCAUGGCUGCUACAACAGAUGUGCCUUUUGAAUUUUCAAACUCUAGCCACACGGGUAAACAAAGUGAGAAUGAGGACAGGAAUGACUUGAGGAGUUUGAAAAAAACGAACGGUGAGAAACCAGGAGAACAUUUUGUAUCCUUGAAGCUCGAAAGCUUCCCCACUCUUGAUGCUGAUACUUCCACAGGAAAUUCAAAGAAAAAAUCCGUGAAGUUCAGGCCUAAACAAAGCGAGUUAUUUGGAAGAGUGCAUGGAAGCCUAAAUCAGAGAAUUCGAUUCCUUUGUGAACAAAUGACCUCAGUAUCUUAUCGAUCUGGAAGAAUUCUGGUGAGAUUUUAA
Messenger RNA from Rodentolepis nana, 708 nucleotides. The record is from the annotation of a GenBank genome assembly. Lineage: Eukaryota; Metazoa; Platyhelminthes; Cestoda; Cyclophyllidea; Hymenolepididae.